Malassezia globosa CBS 7966 is the source of this 1362-nucleotide messenger RNA. RefSeq lists its product as uncharacterized. Lineage: Eukaryota; Fungi; Basidiomycota; Malasseziomycetes; Malasseziales; Malasseziaceae. Gene Ontology annotation, biological process: lipid catabolic process. The transcript has a single exon. Gene Ontology annotation, molecular function: triacylglycerol lipase activity. The record is from RefSeq and is a predicted model, not a curated record. The coding region runs from base 1 to 1362 and encodes 453 amino acids.
AUGAAGUUGGGUAUAGUCGCCUUUACUCUUAUCUCAUUUGCAGCCCAAGCGCUCGCCCUGGUUGCGCGCGAGAACUUGCCAAAGCCACAAAAUGACCCCUUCUAUCAACCUCCAGAUGGCUGGGAGUCGAAGAAGGUGGGGACUAUCUUGCGCUCUCGUAAAGUGAAUAUCAACACGCUCGUGAAGGACAACUUGAAAGAGGCUUGGCAGUUGCUGUACCGCACGACGUACAGGUCAGACGAUGAGCCAACGACAACUGUUACGACAAUUAUGGUUCCUCACAAUGCUCAGAACGAUUCUUUAGUAUUGUAUGCUGACUUUGAGGAUGCUGGAGCGCCGCAGUGCGCUCCAAGCUAUACUUGGCGUGCUGGUUUGCUGUCGGACACUAGUUCAAUUUUCAACGUGGGAAUUGCUAUGUUGUAUCUGCAAGAAGGCUACAUUGUGACGAUGCCCGACAAGGAAGGCAACAAGGGUGCAUUUGGUUCAGGUCAUGUCGAGGGCCGUCAAUCAUUGGACGGUAUUCGUGCGACGCUAGCCUUUGAUAAAAUUGGUCUUAACAAGAAUGCUAGGGUUGUUGGCCAUGGAUACUCUGGUGGUGGUAUUCAAUGUGGAUGGACGGCAGCGCUGAAAAAGUCGUACGCGCCAGAAAUCAACUCUGUCGGAUGGUUCACGGGUGGAACGCCUUCCAAUGUCACAGCAUUAGUGGAAAAAAUUAACGGUGGACCAUUCGCUGGUUAUGUCGCUGGUGGUUUAGGUGGUGUCAUUUCAACAUACCCAGAUGUCAAGGCUUACACUGAUAAAGUCUUUACGAAGCAGGCUCAAAAAGACUUAGAGUUCCCCAGAAAGCAUUGCCAAGAGGAGAUCACGUUGCAUUUUCUCUUCAAGAACUUCUACGACAAGAGUUUUAGUACGGUCGGCAAGCGCUUCCUAUACGAGCCCGUUGUUCAAAAGGCCCUCAAUGAGCUCACUAUGGGCACAAACCCUGAUUUCACCCCCGACACACCUGUUUUGAUGGCGCACGGAGUCUCAGACGAAGUUGCCCCCUAUGAGGCAGCUCACGAGACGUAUAAAUCUUGGUGUAAGAAUGGUGCAGAUGUUGAGUUCGUAAGUUUCGCGAACCCUGUAUCUGCUCAUGGUGUUACGACGGUUACAAGCACAGUCCCUGGCUUCCUUUGGAACCGUGACCGGCUCCAAGGCAAGCCUGUGCAGGGUGGCUGCCGAGAAAUCAAGAACUACGACGUUGGCGUCAACUCUCAUGCUCUUGGCGAAGAUUUCGAGUCUGCUUUGGGUCUUCUUAAGGGCCUCUUGGGAGACAAGAUUGGACCAAAUGACGAGUACUUGAAAGAUGCGCUUCACAAGUGA